AUGAUCCAGUUACUACUUCCUCCCGCUCACACUCCCCCCCGUCCCCGCAUCCACAAGUCACCGACCACCCCUCCCCCUGCCACCCUUUCAAAGUGCGCCCCUCAGCCUCACCAGGCCCGCUCCAACAUAUCUACCUCCCGCAUCCCGCCGUACCUGCGUAACCUCGCCUUUUCCCCUUUCCCCCCUUCCUUUGCUUCCGCUCUCCAUCGACCCAUCUUCCACUCCCCCGGAAUCUCGACCAUGUCGAGCGCAUUUCGUCCAGUAAACUCUCCAUUACCGAAUGCCGAUGCGAAUACCAACAUGACCUCUCCCACGACGCCCCGUUCAGCCGGUGCGUCGCUCACCGACCAGGCUCGGCAUGUCGACGAUGCCACGACCCCGACUAGGGCAUCCUUCAACCCUUCUCUCUCCACGCAAAAACCCCUCCCCACGUCUCCCUUUCCACAGGCUGUCCAGGUACCAAACUCGGCACUAUCCAGCAAUAGUCUGAACGAUAGAGAUGGAUAUUCUCAGGUGAAAAAUGAAGACAUCGAGAUGGAAGGCUCAUCGGCUGGCCCGACCGACCCUACCAUGGGCGGCACCGAACCUAGCAUCCAGGAAGAACCUGGCUCCGACGAGGAUAGCGUAAAUGCCGACGGUUCGAGAUCGAACAAGAAGAAAAAGUCUCAGCGAUUCUACUGCACCGAUUACCCACCCUGCAACCUAAGUUUCACGAGAAGCGAACACCUCGCUCGACACAUCAGAUUGGACAACCUCCGCCAACACGCCCAGACCGUGCACAUCAACGAGGAUAUUCCCAUCGACUCAUUAGCCGCCACCGGCUCCAGGUACCAGCGACAAAUUCGCACAGACCGAGUACGACCGAAUGGCAGAGCAAGAGCAACCACCACCGGCACGGUCGGUGGUCCGGUUCGUGGUCACUCGAAGAGUCUGUCGACAUCUAGCAUCGCAAGCAUUGGUUCUGUUGGAUCCGUAUUCGGCGCUCGAGGAGAAGACUUGCGGCGAAGGCCACCACCUCUUGUAAUGGCCGACCAUAGGGUAAUGGCCGAUCACAGGCCUAGGUUAUCCAUGGAGUCGUACGGCAGCACCGGUGACAGCUCCUAUACUUCCUACCGACACCCCUCUCCUGGCGAUUUUAGUACACCCACUUCGGCAACCUUUUCCACGAACCAAAGUAGCCCCAGGUGGUCUACGAUGGCCUCUCCUACGUCAUCGCACUCCCGGUCGCAGAGUAUGUACGCCGAUACCAGGAUACCUGGCGGUCGUCGUCUUAGCGUUCCUUCGGGUGUCAGUCCAUUCCACGCUCAGCCCGGUGCCGUUCCUGGUCGGCCGAUAAUGGUGCCUGCUGGAAUGACCCAUCCAAACCAAGGGCCUUAUUCUCCAGUUGGACAUAAUCUUGUCACCCCUCCGUCGUCAGGCUUUUCUAGCAGGAGGGAUUCCUUCUCUACUGCCGUCUCAACGACUGAUGAGGCGUGGCGCAGGCGAACCUGGCAUCCAGACUCUCGUAACUUCGCUGCCCCUACAAGUACGCUGAACAGUGUUGCGAACUCUGACAACAUCCACCUCAACCCACCUGCUCCCCUCGCUGAUACUCCGCCAAACCGCAAUUCUAACAUUCGCCUGCCCGGUAUCGAGUCGUUUGAUACUGUUGCGCAUCCUGUGACGCCGCCGAGGAGGCCUGGAUCGCCGAUGAUGGUCGACGCCGACAUGUCGAGCCCGCAACGCCCGAUUGAUGAUGAAAGGAGGAAUCAAACCCAGUGGGAUAUGGCGCUGCACCGCGGACUUCAUCGCCUUGACAUUUCAAAGAACAACACGCCUCCUCGUGAUAGCGCCGGAUCUUGGGCGAACGAGACUGAGCGUGCGGUGCAGGCUCAGGCCGAGCAGGUCAGAGCCAACCCUCCCACAGUUAGAUUCCAGGUUGAGCCGGCACCUGCUGCCCCGCCUCCGCCACCUCAGACAGCGCCCAGAGGGUAUCACCAGCACACACUCUCGGCACCAUCCAUCACCACCCCUAGGGAGUCGAAGCGGCAUGGCUGGUACCACGGCCCGAUGAACAUCCAUAGCGAAGCCCAGAUGCAUCCCGAGCACCAUGUAGACCCACGACAGCAGAGGGUUGACCGCAUGGUCCACCCUAAUAUUGCCGCGUUUUCGGGUUUUCCAGCACGCGAACCGGCCCCACCACCACCUAAUCCCCAGCAAUCCGGGCCGGCCAGCCCAGACUCGCUCAGGAGACUGGAAGCACUGGUUGCAGUUGCGACUAGCGAGGGCAAGACUGCUGCCGCCUAUUAA
Molecule: messenger RNA, 2289 nt
Organism: Scedosporium apiospermum
Lineage: Eukaryota; Fungi; Ascomycota; Sordariomycetes; Microascales; Microascaceae
Exons: 3
Coding region: 1-2289 (762 amino acids)
Source: RefSeq, a predicted model, not a curated record